AGUUUACUUGCAUUUCUUUUCCUACAAAACUUCUGCGAGAAGCUUUACUGUGCGCUUCCUGUGCAUGAACUGCAGCAUCAACUGGGGAAUUCUACAUCAAGUCUUUCGAAACCGAAAUUAGGUAAUGUAGACGAAACUCUGAUUUUGAGUUAAUCGAAGUGUCUCUCUCCUUUCUCCCUUUCUGUGAUUGAUUUAGAGUUCUCUGAAGGAAGUUAGGGUUAGGGAUGAGAAGGAUUUUGAAUGUGCAACAGAGGGGUUUUUUUUUUUAAAUGGGUCGUGACUUCAUUCCUCCCCCCUACUUCGUGCAGAGUUUGAGAAAAUGUCCUCGGAAGGAACAGAAAGUGUGGUUGGGAGUGAGGUGAUGCCUUUAGACUAUGGGAGCAUGGACUCAAAGAGUAGUCCAUCUCCAUCUAGGUCGGAGAAGAUGGUGGAGGGGGUGAGAGGGGAUGAGGUGGUGGAGGUUGGGGGGAACGAGGUGGUAGGGGUUGAGGGAGAUAGCAUACCCAUCACCGUAGUAGAAGUAGAGGUGGAGAAUUACGACAUCGCUUCCCGAGUGUUAGUGAGGCCAGCUGGGGUAGAGGAGAGGGCGUGCUCUGCUCCUCGGGAUCAUUGGAUGCCCAUAUACUCCCAUUAUUUGUAUGCUGGGCUUAAGUUUCUAAUUCCUGAUUUGUUAGUAGGUUUAUUGCUGGAGUAUGGUAUAGGGUUGACACAGUUGGUCUCCAACUCUAUGAGGGGGGAAAGUAGGAGGGAUAAGGGGUGGUAUUAUUUCACCCCUAGGGUAGCUAGGAAAGAGAGUAGGGCAUUGUUUACAGCGGGUUCUUCAUCCAUUAAAGGAUGGAAGGAGAAAUUCUUUUUUAUAGAUGAUACGGAGUGGGAGAGGAGGGAUGCCGAGGUGAGGGAGUUAGCAUCCUGGAAGGCUAAAAGAGCCAACCAGAAUAAAUUUAGUUUAAACGAGGAUGAGGAGGAAGAAGUAAGGAAGUUGGUGAGGAAGGGGGGAGAUUUGUUAAAUAUCAUGGACCUCACCAGCGCAGCAUGCAUAGAAGCUGCUGAGCUCUAUGGGCCAAGUGCUCUGAGUGAAGCUGAAAUGGAUCAGUUUCUGAACACUGCUGGAGGAGCAGCCAUUCCCAAGAAGCCAAGGAAGAAGUCAAGGACUUCAACCAAGCAAGUGGAUGAGGGGAGGGUUGGGAAGGAGGUAGUGCCCUUGGCUUCAGCUGAGACGGAGGAGGAGGUGCCACCGCUAAAGAGGAAAGGUUGGGAAGAGAGGAGGGCACUGCAGAAGAAGCAGAAGGUGGUGGAGGAGGAGAGGGGGAAUGAGGUUCCUGAGUUCGUACCUCAGCCUCCUCCUGUUGAGCUGAACCCUGAGCUCAAACGGUUGGAGGAGGGGGGCUGAGGUACGGGCUCCUGGUAAGGGAAAAGGCCCUGUUCCCCCGGUGGUGCCUUAGAGCAGCCUGUUUGAGGCGAAGAACAUGACAACUGUAAAUAUGUUUAAAUACUUUUUUGUUUUAAAGGGGGGAAGUAGGAGGGAUAAGGGGUGGUAUUAUUUCAC
Molecule: messenger RNA, 1546 nt
Organism: Rubroshorea leprosula
Lineage: Eukaryota; Viridiplantae; Streptophyta; Magnoliopsida; Malvales; Dipterocarpaceae
Source: the annotation of a GenBank genome assembly